AUGAAGCUGCUGCUGUUGUGUCUGGGGUUGACGCUGGUCUGUGCCCAUGAUGAAGGAAACCAUGAUGUUGUGACAAGCAACUUCGAUAUGUCAAAGAUUUCAGGGGAAUGGUAUACCGUUUUCUUGGCCUCAGAUGUCAAAGAAAUGAUAGAAAAAGGUAGUAUCAUGAGGGGUUUUAUGGAAUCUAUCAAAGCCUGGGACAACUCUUCUCUGACAUUGAAAUUUCAUGUAAAGAUUGAUGGAGAGUGUACUGAAAUGUUUUUGGUUUGUCACCAAGCAACAGAGAAUGGUGUAUAUACUGUUAUCUAUGCUGGAUUCAAUACAUUUCGCAUAAUUGAAGUGGUCUAUAGUGACUAUAUUAUUUUUCAUCUCAUUAAUUUCAACAAUAAGCAAAAAUUUGAGAUGCUGAUACUCUUAGCCCGGAAUCCAAACGUGAGCCCAAAACUCAAGGAAAGGUUUGAGGAACUUUGUCAAGAAUAUGGAAUUGCUGAGGAAAACAUACUGGAUGUGACCAAAGUCGAUCGAUGUCUUCAGGACCGAGGGAGCCAUGAUGCCCAGGCCUCCAGUGCUGAGUGAAUGCUUCCUCACCUGGGCUCCAGGAUCUUCAUUCCAUGGUCUGCGACCUGUCUCCAUCACUAUCGUCCAAGAAGGCAUUAUCUCUGAAUCUAAUGGAUCUUCUCUAAUUGUCUCGACAGACUCAUCAAUUCAACAAGAAUCAAUGGUUUUCUCUAAAUUCCCCACUCUGUUUGCCAUACCCAGAGCUCUAUCAUGAAUAAGA
Molecule: messenger RNA, 778 nt
Organism: Eptesicus fuscus (big brown bat)
Lineage: Eukaryota; Metazoa; Chordata; Mammalia; Chiroptera; Vespertilionidae
Product: allergen Fel d 4-like
Exons: 7
Coding region: 1-576 (191 amino acids)
Molecular function (GO): odorant binding; small molecule binding
Source: RefSeq, a predicted model, not a curated record